UCCCCCAUAGAGGUGAGGGAGCUGACUAUCAGGAACGCCCCCCCCAACACCACUGAAGCAAUCUCAGACUAAGCACCACAGCGGGUGCUCUGGACUGAGAACUUCCCCCACAAAUGAUACCCACAGGGGACAUUGAGAAUGAGAGGUGGCACAGAAUCGCCCGGCAUUUGGGAGACUGAACGAUAACCCUAUGCAGAGUGCCCGGCCAGCCCCAGAGCUCGCCAGGGGGAGUCAGGAUGCCCAAGAGACUCUAUGGAGCUGCCAACCCUCCCACCCCUGGGGCUCCAAGCCUCCCCCUGCGCUCCCUCCCCUCCACGGCCAGCCUGUAGUGGCGACUGCUGCAGCCCUCCCUGGUUGCUUUAUUUAUUUAUUUUGCACCAACAGGGUUGCUGCAGACUCAUUCUCGCCCGGUUUAAAAAGAGAGAGAGGAAAAAAAAAAAAAAAAAAGGAGAAAUGCUUUCUGGCUCUUCUGUCUACCUCGGUCUUGGCAGCAGGCAGCCGCAGCAGCAAUAGCAGCGGCGGCCCGGCAGGCGGGCAGGCGGGGAGUGAGGUACACGGGGAGGUGCGGGCCGAGGGGCAGCUUGAAUGGGACGGGCCCCCAGCCCUGGACAGAUGCAGCGCCCAACUUGAUGCCACCCUCCGGCUUCUCUGGAGCAAAGAGGGCAUGGCUGUGGCCACAGCUCCAAAGCAAGCCUGGCCCCCAUGGCCCCCCGUCUUUUUCCUGCUCCUCCUGCCGGCGGUGGGGAGCAGCGGCACCUGCCCCGCUGUGUGUGACUGCACCUCCCACCCCCAGGCCGUGCUGUGUGCCCACCGGCGACUGGAGGCUGUCCCGGGGGGACUCCCACGAGACACCGAGUUCCUGGACCUGAGUGGGAACCGCCUGUGGGGGCUUCAGCAGGGAAUGCUGUCCCGCCUGGGCCAGCUCCGGGAACUGGACCUGAGCUACAACCAGCUCUCCACCCUGGAGCCGGGGGCCUUCCAUGGCCUGCACAGCCUGCUCACCCUGAGGCUGCAGGGCAACCGGCUGCGAAUCAUGGGGCCCGGGGUCUUCUCGGGCCUGUCUGCCCUCACACUGCUGGACCUUCGCCUCAACCAGAUCGUCCUCUUCCUUGACGGCGCUUUCAGGGAGCUAGGCAGCCUCCAGCAGCUGGAGGUUGGGGACAACCACCUGGUGUUUGUGGCUCCGGGAGCCUUUGCCGGGUUGGCCAAGCUGAGCACCCUCACCCUGGAGCGCUGCAACCUCAGCACUGUGCCUGGCCCAGCCCUGGCACGUCUCCCGGCACUGGGGGCCCUGAGGCUCCGAGAAUUGGACAUCGGGCGGCUGCCAGCGGGAGCACUGCGGGGGCUGGGGCAGCUAAGGGAGCUGGAGAUCCACCACUGGCCAUCUCUGGAGGCUCUGGAGCCAGGGAGCCUGGGCGGGCUCAAUCUCAGCAGCCUGGCCAUCACCCACUGCAAUCUGAGCUCGGUGCCCUUCCAAGCACUGCACCACCUGAGCUUCCUCAGGGUCUUGGAUCUUUCUCGGAACCCCAUCUCGGCCAUCCCAGCACGGAGGCUCAGUUCCCUGGUGCGGCUCCAGGAGCUCCGGCUGUCGGGUGCCUGCCUCACCUCCAUCGCGGCACACGCCUUCCACGGCUUGACAGCCUUCCACCUCCUGGAUGUGGCAGACAACGCCCUUCAGACACUGGAGGAAGCAGCCUUCCCUUCUCCAGACAAACUGGUCACCCUGAGGCUGUCAGGCAACCCCCUGACCUGUGACUGCCGCCUCCUCUGGCUGCUCCGGCUCCGCCGCCGCCUGGACUUUGGCUCUACCCCACCUGCCUGUGCUGGCCCCCAGCAUGUCCAGGGGAAAAGCCUGAGGGAGUUUUCAGACAUCCUACCUCCAGGGCACUUCACCUGCCGACCAGCCCUGAUCCGAAAAUCCGGGCCGCGCUGGGUCAUGGCUGAGGAGGGGGGGCAUGCUGUUUUCUCCUGCUCUGGAGAUGGGGACCCAGCCCCCACCAUCUCCUGGAUGAGGCCUCAGGGGGCUCGGCUGGGGAGGGCUGGGAGAGUGAGGGUCCUACAGGAUGGGACGCUGGAGAUCCGCUCUGUGCAGCUCCGGGAUAGAGGGGCCUAUGUCUGUGUGGUCAGCAACGUGGCAGGGAAUGACUCCCUGAGGACCUGGCUGGAAGUGAUCCAAGUUGAACCACUGAAUGGCACUCUCUCUGACCCCAACAUCACCUCACCAGGGAUCCCAGGGCCUUUCUUUUUGGACGGCAGAGGCAUAGCUAUGGUGCUGGCAGUUGGCUUCCUCCCAUUCCUCACUUCAGUGACCCUCUGCUUUGGCCUCAUUGCCCUCUGGAGCAAAGGCAAAGGCCGGGUCAAACAUCACAUGACCUUCGACUUUGUGGCACCUCGGACCUCUGGGGAUAAGAACUCUGGGGGUAACCGGGUCACUGCCAAGCUCUUCUGACCUUUCCUUCCACAGUGGGGCCUCAUCUAGGCCAGCUUCAGAUACCACAAUGGGAGAGAACCAAGGCUGCUCAGACUGGACGUUCAUCCCAAACGGCCCAGAUCUUCCCCACCUCCUGCCCACACCAUUCCAGCAACAGAUGCUGCCUCCUCAUAGCCUGCCUCUUCAGGCUUUUGCAGUUUAAGGGUAGCAUUGUCAUCUCUUCCCUGAGGGUCCCAGGAAACGGAAGGUGUAGAUCCUGUAGUCAGCCCAGCCCUACCCACACACCACAUACAAAGCAGGAACUAUAACCCUCCAGUCUGCUAAACUCGACUUCCUUCACACACACUUAUACAUACCCUUAAUAACCAAUACCAAUUGCCAACCGCAGCGAUAAGGCUACUUCAGGGUUGGAGCUGGAAAGUGCAACUGCUUCUUGGAGUCUGCUCCGUAUCCAGGUGGUGUCUCUCUCUCCCUCUUGCUGCUCUGUCCCCUCUCUAGGCACAAGGAACUAGGGCCAAUGACCGCAAGCUAAAGGGAAGAGGAUGUGACGGGGGAGUGGGGAAUGGGGGGUGGGCAGACUACAUGCUGGCACUGGGUCUGCAUGAGCCCCCACCCCCGCCAUGUCAUUAAAGCUGCUGUCCUAUCAUUAAACCUGCUAUCAAAAGGCCAUG
This is a messenger RNA of Cervus elaphus (red deer), 3102 nucleotides long. It is a transcript of the gene LINGO4, whose product is annotated as leucine rich repeat and Ig domain containing 4. The record is from RefSeq and is a predicted model, not a curated record. The transcript is spliced from 2 exons. Gene Ontology annotation, molecular function: protein binding. Bases 191 to 2449 code for a protein of 752 amino acids. NCBI's taxonomy places the organism in Eukaryota, Metazoa, Chordata, Mammalia, Artiodactyla, Cervidae.